Homo sapiens (human) is the source of this 1101-nucleotide messenger RNA. It is a transcript of the gene TRIM27, whose product is annotated as tripartite motif containing 27. Gene Ontology annotation, cellular component: cytoplasm; PML body; nucleus. The record is from RefSeq and is marked reviewed. Gene Ontology annotation, biological process: protein ubiquitination; negative regulation of transcription by RNA polymerase II; antiviral innate immune response. Gene Ontology annotation, molecular function: zinc ion binding; ubiquitin protein ligase activity. Lineage: Eukaryota; Metazoa; Chordata; Mammalia; Primates; Hominidae.
ACGCUGCCGCCGGCAUCCGCUCGGACGCGGCCACGUUGUCUUGCGCGCUUUGCCCGCCUGGCCCUGGGACUCUGACCCUCGGCUACCCUUUCCUGCCCCACUAGCGUGGCCGCGAGCCUCGGUGAGCCGGCCGUAUUCCCGCUCUCGCUUAGGGGGCACAGGCGCAGGCAUCGGCCCGGCCACUCCAAGCCUUCGGUGCGCGGGCGCGUCUGGGAUACGGGCCCGGGAGGCGCCGCCCUCCGUCCGCCCGGUGCCUCUCAGGAACAGCGAACCGGAGAGAGCGCCGGAGAGUUGGGCUCAGUGCAGAGCUCGGCGCCGGGGCCCAUGCCCGUGCGCCCCCGCAGGCCGGCGCCAUGGCCUCCGGGAGUGUGGCCGAGUGCCUGCAGCAGGAGACCACCUGCCCCGUGUGCCUGCAGUACUUCGCAGAGCCCAUGAUGCUCGACUGCGGCCAUAACAUCUGUUGCGCGUGCCUCGCCCGCUGCUGGGGCACGGCAGAGACUAACGUGUCGUGCCCGCAGUGCCGGGAGACCUUCCCGCAGAGGCACAUGCGGCCCAACCGGCACCUGGCCAACGUGACCCAACUGGUAAAGCAGCUGCGCACCGAGCGGCCGUCGGGGCCCGGCGGCGAGAUGGGCGUGUGCGAGAAGCACCGCGAGCCCCUGAAGCUGUACUGCGAGGAGGACCAGAUGCCCAUCUGCGUGGUGUGCGACCGCUCCCGCGAGCACCGCGGCCACAGCGUGCUGCCGCUCGAGGAGGCGGUGGAGGGCUUCAAGGAGCAAAUCCAGAACCAGCUCGACCAUUUAAAAAGAGUGAAAGAUUUAAAGAAGAGACGUCGGGCCCAGGGGGAACAGGCACGAGCUGAACUCUUGAGCCUAACCCAGAUGGAGAGGGAGAAGAUUGUUUGGGAGUUUGAGCAGCUGUAUCACUCCUUAAAGGAGCAUGAGUAUCGCCUCCUGGCCCGCCUUGAGGAGCUAGACUUGGCCAUCUACAAUAGCAUCAAUGGUGCCAUCACCCAGUUCUCUUGCAACAUCUCCCACCUCAGCAGCCUGAUCGCUCAGCUAGAAGAGAAGCAGCAGCAGCCCACCAGGGAGCUCCUGCAGG